Nerophis lumbriciformis (worm pipefish) is the source of this 777-nucleotide messenger RNA. Lineage: Eukaryota; Metazoa; Chordata; Actinopteri; Syngnathiformes; Syngnathidae. The record is from RefSeq and is a predicted model, not a curated record.
AUGAAGAGAUCUCAAAACAUUGAGACAUUCUUUAUUGUCAAGAAGAAAAAAGAUCAGCUGCUGGAGACAGUGGGGCUACAGCAUCCUCUUCAGGACAGCAUUCAGCAGAUUCUCAUCAGUGAGGGUGACAGCCAUUCAGAUGAGGAUCCACAAGCGUCUUUAUGUGAAAGUGGCAGCGACACAGACGAGGCUCCACAUUCUCCGCUCUCCACAUCGUCCCAGUCAUCAGGAGGCUACUCGAAUUGGAAAAAAGCCAUGUAUAAAGAUGGGGGGUUUAAAAUGCAUGAGCAGUCAGAAGGGCAUGUUAAUGCCAUGUUUGCAUGGAGUGAAUUCAAGAAUAAUAUAAUUAAAGACUCCUCUAUACGAGAGGCUUUGGACAAAGCCUACAAAAAAAAAUUUGAAGAAAACAGGAUGUACAUAAAGACAGUAGCAGAAGUGCUUCGGUUUACAGCCAUGCAGAAUGUUGCUCAAAGGGGACAUGUUGAAAGUGAUAGUUCACAAAACAAAGGAAACUUUGUAGAAAUGAUGGAAUUGAUUUCGAAACACAGUGCUCUGGUUGAAAAGAAAAUGAAUGGUGCAAGAAAUGCCAAGUAUAUCAGUAACACCAUUCAAAAUGAAGUUUUGGAAUGUCUGUCAGAUAUGGUCCGUGAACAAAUAAUUAAGGAAGUUAAGGAAAGCAAUUAUUUUUCUGUUAUUGCAGAUGAAACAAAAGAUCUUAAAAAAAAAGGAGCAGCUGUCAUUAGUACUAAGGUCAAGGUUAUGAUGGUGCAGCAGUGA